Molecule: messenger RNA, 3867 nt
Organism: Vombatus ursinus (common wombat)
Lineage: Eukaryota; Metazoa; Chordata; Mammalia; Diprotodontia; Vombatidae
Gene: LARGE1
Product: LARGE xylosyl- and glucuronyltransferase 1
Exons: 15
Coding region: 180-2450 (756 amino acids)
Biological process (GO): protein O-linked glycosylation via mannose
Molecular function (GO): xylosyltransferase activity; glucuronosyltransferase activity
Source: RefSeq, a predicted model, not a curated record
CCGGACUCACACCUCCUAGGCUAAGCAGAGCCCGCCGCGGAUCCCAGCCGCCUUCUCCGCCUUCUCCGCCUUCUCCCGGGCGGUUCCAGCGGUCAAGAAAGUAAUAUGAGGGACGCUGGGGACUCUACGAUCCCAACAUAGGAACGGCGCCGUGGGUAGAGCUUGCCACUGCCAAGAGGAUGCUGGGCAUCUGCAGAGGGAGACGGAAAUUCCUGGCUGCCUCUCUGACGGUUCUCUUCAUCCCAGCAGUCACCUGGAUUUACCUCUUUGCUGGAAGCUUCGAAGAUGGGAAGCCAGUGUCACUGUCUCCACUUGAAUCCCAGCCCCACAGUCCACGGUACACUGCCUCAAGUCAGCGAGAGCGAGAGAGCCUGGAGGUGCGCAUGCGAGAGGUGGAAGAGGAGAACCGGGUCCUGCGCAAGCAGCUCAGCCUGGCACAAAGCCGGAACCAAUCCCACCGCCGCAGCAACCACUCCAGAACCUAUUCAAUGGAAGAAGGGACGGGUGACAGCGAGAACCUCAGGGCUGGCAUCGUGGCUGGCAACAGCUCCGAGUGUGGGCAGCAACCAGCAGUGGAAAAGUGUGAGACGAUCCACGUCGCCAUUGUCUGCGCUGGGUACAACGCCAGUCGAGAUGUCGUCACUUUGGUCAAGUCUGUCUUGUUUCAUAGACGGAACCCUCUACACUUCCACCUCAUCGCUGAUGCCAUUGCCAAGCAGAUCCUGGCCACCCUCUUCCAGACAUGGAUGGUACCUGCCGUACGAGUUGACUUCUAUGAUGCUGAUGAACUAAAGUCGGAGGUCUCCUGGAUCCCCAACAAACACUACUCUGGGAUAUAUGGCCUGAUGAAGCUGGUUCUGACCAAGACCCUUCCCGCCAACCUGGAGCGAGUCAUCGUCCUGGACACAGACAUCACCUUUGCCACCGACAUCGCCGAGCUCUGGGCUGUGUUCCACAAAUUCAAAGGUCAACAGGUUUUGGGCUUGGUGGAGAACCAGAGUGAUUGGUACUUGGGAAACCUGUGGAAAAAUCACCGACCAUGGCCUGCCCUUGGGAGGGGCUACAACACAGGGGUGAUCUUGUUGCUUCUGGAUAAGCUGCGAAAGAUGAAGUGGGAGCAGAUGUGGAGGCUGACGGCAGAGAGAGAGUUGAUGAGCAUGCUUUCAACCUCAUUGGCUGACCAGGAUAUUUUCAAUGCUGUCAUCAAACAGAAUCCGUUUCUCGUAUACCAGCUCCCCUGCUUCUGGAAUGUCCAGCUGUCUGACCACACUCGCUCUGAGCAGUGUUACCGGGAUGUGUCUGACUUAAAGGUGAUCCAUUGGAACUCCCCAAAGAAACUCCGUGUGAAGAACAAACACGUUGAGUUCUUCCGAAACCUGUACCUGACAUUUCUGGAGUAUGAUGGGAAUCUGCUGAGGCGUGAGCUAUUUGGCUGUCCCAGUGAGGCUGACGUCAACAGUGAAAACCUCCAAAAGCAGCUGUCUGAGCUGGACGAGGAUGAUCUGUGUUAUGAGUUUCGGCGAGAACGCUUCACGGUCCAUCGUACCCAUCUCUACUUCCUGCACUAUGAGUAUGAACCCACCUCAGACAACACGGAUGUCACCCUUGUGGCUCAGCUCUCCAUGGACAGGCUCCAGAUGCUUGAGGCCAUCUGCAAACACUGGGAGGGGCCCAUCAGCUUGGCCCUGUACCUGUCUGAUGCUGAAGCCCAACAGUUCCUGCGCUAUGCCCAGGGCUCUGAGGUCCUCAUGAGCCGCCACAAUGUUGGCUAUCACAUCGUGUACAAAGAGGGCCAGUUCUACCCUGUGAACCUUCUGCGCAAUGUGGCCAUGAAGCACAUCAGCACGCCAUACAUGUUUCUCUCUGACAUUGACUUCCUACCUAUGUACGGACUCUGUGAGUACCUCAGGAAGUCAGUCAUCCAGCUAGACCUGGCCAAUACCAAGAAGGCGCUAAUUGUUCCAGCUUUUGAAACUCUUCGGUACCGCCUUUCCUUCCCCAAGUCCAAAGCAGAGCUCCUAUCGAUGUUGGAUAUGGGGACUCUCUUCACUUUCAGGUAUCACGUUUGGACAAAAGGGCAUGCCCCUACCAACUUCGCCAAGUGGAGAACAGCCACCACCCCAUACCGGGUCGAAUGGGAAGCAGACUUUGAACCCUAUGUUGUGGUGAGGCGUGACUGUCCUGAAUAUGACCGAAGGUUUGUUGGGUUUGGCUGGAACAAGGUGGCCCACAUCAUGGAACUGGAUGCACAGGAGUAUGAGUUCACUGUGCUCCCCAAUGCCUACAUGAUCCACAUGCCCCAUGCACCCAGCUUCGACAUCACCAAGUUCCGCUCCAACAAGCAAUACCGCAUCUGUCUCAAGACCCUAAAGGAGGAAUUCCAGCAGGACAUGUCCCGUCGCUAUGGCUUUGCUGCCCUUAAAUAUCUCACGGCUGAGAAUAACAGCUAGCAUAAUGGGUCCCAUCAUUGGGAGAUCAGAGACAAUAGAAGGUGAUAACCACUUACUAUCCUGGGCCCAGUCUUAAAAACUCAAAACUGAGAAUUUAUUUUUGGUUUUCGUUUUGUUUGGAUUUUUUCCUUCUUUUUUUUCCCCCUGGUCCAAUCCAGCCGUUUUUGCUGCAGAGAUCUGGGACCGUGCCCACUCCUCCUCCAUCUCUCACUUGAGUGCUCUGAAGAUGCAGGCAUGUAACCCAACUGGACAUCCACCGAGACCAUGGGGCCAGAGAGAGGUGGCCAGAGAGAAAGGGCUUAUUUUCUUUCCAACAAAGCAGCAACAGGUCUUCAGAAUGUUCAUGUAGCCACUGGAUAACCAUGGCACUGUUUUCAGAUGGGGGGGAAAGUGGAAGUCUUGGGUUUGCCAUCCUAUGAAUUUCAAAAAUUAAAAAAGCCACUUUGCUUCUCUUAAAGUGAACUUCCUCCUUUACUCUAUCAACCUCAAUGAGCACCCAAGGGCAAAGUCGGCCAAAGGGUUGGAUUGACCAUUUGUCAUCAUGAAUGAAGAAGGAAGAAGCUCUACUUUUUCUCCCUUGGGAGAAGAACAGAAGGGGGAAUACCACUGGCUCAAACCUUUAGGUAGUUUUGGUUGGUUCUUUAUCCUCAAAGUCAAUCUUUUUUGUCUGGGAGUUCAAGAUGAGAGGUGGGAGUGGGGAGCAAUUGCUUCAAGGCUCAGAGAGGAAGUCAGUGGCCUCAGUAAUUUUCAAUCACUUCUCAUGAUUCAACAAUGAAGACUGACGUCUGGAGCUAGUAUUGAAAAGUUGACCAAAAGUAUAAAGCUGGAAACAAACACCUACGAUAUGUGUCCAUUGCCUUCCAAGAAUGACAUGAGUGGAAUGAGGACAAAAUGAAGGCUGACUGUUUUCUAUUGACAGGACAGUGGGUCCUAGGAAAAGACAUUGAGAUUGGGGAUGUUGUGUGUCAUUCUUAAGUGAGCUGGAUAGGAUGGACUUGCCCCUUGACCUUGGAGAGACAUUGCCAAAGCUGCCAACUCUCAAAAUAACUGGAUUACAAAAGAGCUUCAUUUUGAGGAAUAAAGUCUCCUUUGGGGGGAGGUGGAUUUCAGGGAAAGACAAAGAUUUUGUAUCAGGGCACAGCCAUGCCCACUUCACCAUGGACAGGGAGAGAAUUUACCACCCAGGCCUCUCCAGGAACCUGCUGGAGGAUCCCCCAAGAGCAGCCGCCACCCAGAAUGAUGAGACACUGGACUUUUUACCAUUUUCUUUCUUCCUCACUAUUACUGUUGUGUUUACAUUGGCAGGAACGAGAUUUAAUGCACUACCCCCUCUGCUGGGCUGUUUGUAUCAAGUUGCAAUAUGGCCGGAGAAAGCCGACUUUAAUAAAGGAGAGAACAGACUGUUCCUUUUGCUGCC